GUGCUGGUGCUGGUGCUGGUGCUGGUGCUGGUGCUGGUGCUGGUGCUGGUGCUGGUGCUGGUGCUGCUGGGGUGGCGGUGGCGCCAACAGCUGUUGCUGCGGUGAAGGCCGCUGUGACGUCCCCACCCACCGCCGCCGCUGCCGCCACCGCUACGGUGACGACGGUGACGGCCACUGCGUCAGCGGAUCAGCUGCUUGGGUGGUUGACGGGAGUACGGCAGCUGCAGGACUCCUCCGACGGCCUGCUGCCCUCGGGCCUGGAGUCCCAGCUGGCCAUUUACGUCUACCGAGUGCUCGUGCGGCUGGUUGGGGAGGCGCAGUUGAGGGCGGCGACGGGAGGGACCGCAGCGGCGCACAUGCGUGCAUCGAGCAGCAGCGGAAACGGCGACACUGCGUCUGCACAAGCAGCGACAGCCGCCGAGGCCACAGCAUCAGGGGCCGCAGCAGCGGCGGCUGUUGCAAUUGCGGCUGCUGCCAACAGCUCCGCUGGAGGCGCCACCGGGUUGGGCAGCAGCCCCGAGGCACCGGCACCUCCCCACCCCUCCUUCCGAGCCUCCAUGACGGUAUUCGCCAUGCCAGGCCGGACCUCCUCUCCGCCCGCCUCCGCCAUGUUUCCUCCGCCGCCGCCACCGCCGCCCUCACCGCUGCCCGUGCCGCUGCUGCCGCCUCCCCUCCUGGGGCAGCUGGAGGUGUCGCUGGGGCGGCUGCUGCGGCGGAUACGUGGGUCACUGCCGGGGCCGCCGGUGCAGCAGACUGGUGGGCUGCCGUCGGUGGCGGAGGAGGAGGGCGGCAGGGCCGACCCGGGCAGCAGCAGCGGAGGUGCUACUGGCGCUGCUGCUGCCGAUGCUGCAGCUGCUGCUACCGCUGCUUCGGAUGAGGCUCGGGGCGUUGGCGCGGGGCUACCUCCGGCGGUGGCGGCUGCAGUGUUGUCGGCGGUGGUGCACAGACCUGGAGGCUGUGGCGGCGGCUUGGGUCCUGACAGCGUCGCGGCCUCCCUCCUCCGCUUCCUCGUUGUCCAUGCAACCCGACUGGGCCUGCUAUCCGAGUCCGAGCCCCCGGAAGUCCCCCCACCGCCCCCGCCGCCGCCGCCACCGCCGCCCCUAGCAUCACCGCACCCUGCCGUACCACCCCAGCCGCAGCAGCCGCAGUCCCAGCCCCAGCUCUCACGCAAUUCCCCGCCGCAGCAGCCGCAGUCACCACCCCAGCGGCAAUUCAGCUCCGAACACAACUCCCCCGCCGCCGCCGCGGGUACCGCUUCCGUGCGAAGACAGGCCAUGCCAGAGACCUCUGGCGGCUCCCUCCUCCGCGCGCUGCCGCCGGGCUACGUGCGCUACUGGGGAAGCGACGGCGCCGCCAGUCGUACCGGUUGCCGUUCUCCCGGCAGCACCGGCAGCGGCGGCGGCGGCGGCCCCGGCGGUAGCUUGCUUGACGUCGCCGCCGGCGGCCGUUUCAACAGCUGCACCUCCCUGGGGUCAACUACCUCCGCACCGCUCGUGUACCGCACCCUGCCGCCGCGUGUGAACCCCUCCCCCUCCGCCGCUAGGGCGGGCAGCCCCCGGGAGACGCUGCCCCCCUGGCCGCUGCAGCGAGCUUUCCUGCCGCCGCACCCCACCAGCGUGACCUCAGUGGUGGCGGCGACGGCGUCGGCGGUUUGGAGUGCGGGCGGUGUCGUUGGCGGCGGCGGCGGCGGCGGUGGUGGCGGUGUGAAUGCGGGCGGUCGGCGGUUAAGUGUGGACUGCAGUGGUCUGGUGGUGGGUGGUGGGGUGUCUCCAUGCGCGUCACCCCACACCUGGGGGCUCGGCUCACCUGCGUCCUCGCCUGGCUUGCACAGCCACCAUCACCACAAUCACCACCACAACCACCAGCAGCAGCAUUCGCAAGUUUCACCUUACUUGCAGCAGCCGCAGCACCAGCACCACCAUCAGCAGCACCACCACCAUCAGCAGCAUCACGCCGGCUCGGAAGGCGGCGGCGGCGCCAACCCCAGGGUCGGCAGCAGUGGCGGCAGUGGCAGCGGGCAGGGGCUGCUGCCGCCGGCACGCCUUCGCGCGCUGGGGUCUAGCGGAGGAGGUGGUAGCGGCGGGGGUGGUGCUUCUGGAGGGGGGCCAGAGGAGGUCGUGACGCGGCUGCCUGCCUUGCAGAUCAGGACUCCCAGCAACACGCGCACCGGUGACGGCGAUAUGGCCUCUCCAAGCCUCUCCGUCCUGAGCCACCGUAGAUCCACCGGGCUCGGCAGCGCCUCCCCCGCACCACAACCCAGCAGCAGCCGGGUUGCGACACCCUCCUCCUGCGCCACGGCAAUCCUACCCGCGGUAGCCGGCGUGGCUGCUCCUGCUGCUGCAGCUCCUCCUGCCGUCUCGUCAACAACCAUGCCACAGGGGGCUGAUGCCCCGUCAGCUCCUCCUGCCGCAGCUGUAGCCGAGCACCCCGGGCCAGCGGCAGCAGCUCUCACAGUCGCCAGCAACUCGCCUGGUCGGGGACGCAUGGGCGGGGAGGGCGCUGGGGGCGCUGCGGCUGCUCCUGGGGGCGGCGGCGGUUCAAGUCGCGGCACAUCGACGGCUGCUGCUGCUGCUGCCGCUGCCACGGCGGCGGAUGGCGGUUCUGCAUUGUCGUCGUCCUCCUCCUUCUCCGCACCUGCUGCGGCUGCAGAUGUGCUGCUGGCAGUUCUGCUGGCGGAGGUUCUUCGCUGGCUGGAGGCGCCAGUGGAGGCGGCGGAGGAAGCCGAGGCAGUCACGGCGCAGAAACCGGCUGCUGGGGCUGCUGGGGCUGCUGGCGGUGCCUGGGGCGGAGGCGUGUGGAGGUCCUGGCUGGCGGUCCAACGGGCCCGACUGGAGGGGCACCUAGCACGACUGACCGCAUCACAGCAGCAGCAGCAACAGCCGGCGUCGCCUCCUGCCCCGCAGCAGCAGCAACAGGAAGAGCAGCAGUCAAAGCAGUUGCAAGAGCCGCCGCAGCAGCAGCAGCCCCAGCAGCAGCAGAGGCGGGCAAGGAUUCCGCCACAGCUGCUGCGGCGGCGGGAAACAGACCCUGGGCUGACGUUUCUGCUGACACAGCAAGCUAGCGUGAGUGGCUUGUAUUAGGUUGCAGGAGCUGUGCGGUGUUACGGCUGGUAAGGUGUUUUGGAGGCUUGCGGGUGUUGUCGGGUUUGCGGGGAGGGUGGAUGCGCUCCCGGGCAUACACACAUCUUUCAGCCGGUGACGUGCGGUUGUUAGGGAUGUUGUGUUGAACGUUAUAAGAUGUGUUGAAUGCUGAAGGAUUCGACAUUGCCGGUAGGUGUUGUACAUAUAUGUGGUGAUUUCUUUUCCUUAUGUGCUUAUGCCUGUGUCCAUGAUGUGAUGGUGGUGGGAUACACAUAGAGUUUCUACAGCGGUGCAAAUGCGUGGCGGGAAGGGAAGGAUUAUUGCAUGAAGGUCUGACUGUGCACUGGAGGUGGUGGAGGCGUGGUGGGGAGGGGCGACGAAAUGUCGCUUUGGUAGAGUAUGUGGGAUUAGGUGCCGCAGCCAUUAGCCUGCAGUGGGGAGGCCAUCUUGCACCUUGUUAUUGCUUACUUGCCUUGGACCUACAUAAGAAAAGAUCUAGGAAUAUGAGGCAGGGUGCGAUGCAUUGUAUCACUGUACAUUGUACUGGGUGGUGUUAGAUAGUAGGAGGGAUGGAGCAAAGGAUUUGGAGCCGCAUGUGGCCCAAUGGUCACGCGAACUGUUGCCAGCUGUGCGAGAGAGCUCGCGAGGCGUUCUUUCCUAGUUACGGACGUUACAGUGUCACUUUUGCGUAUUUUAGCGCCCUUUGGCCGCGCAGUGUUGCGCUACGUGUGUUGCACGGGAUGAUGGCCGUUACCUGCACGCCUUGCCUUUGUCGACCUGCAAAAAUGACCCCACGUGGAGGAGAUUUAUGCGUGGAGAUCGGUUUGUUGCUCGUAUGACAAACCCUCAAACCGUU
Molecule: messenger RNA, 3936 nt
Organism: Astrephomene gubernaculifera
Lineage: Eukaryota; Viridiplantae; Chlorophyta; Chlorophyceae; Chlamydomonadales; Astrephomenaceae
Source: the annotation of a GenBank genome assembly